This is a messenger RNA of Esox lucius (northern pike), 1794 nucleotides long. It is a transcript of the gene asb14b, whose product is annotated as ankyrin repeat and SOCS box containing 14b. The coding region runs from base 46 to 1794 and encodes 582 amino acids. The record is from RefSeq and is a predicted model, not a curated record. The transcript has 11 exons. Gene Ontology annotation, biological process: regulation of cardiac muscle contraction; protein localization to T-tubule; intracellular signal transduction. Gene Ontology annotation, cellular component: T-tubule. Gene Ontology annotation, molecular function: protein binding. NCBI's taxonomy places the organism in Eukaryota, Metazoa, Chordata, Actinopteri, Esociformes, Esocidae.
GAAAGGGGUUGUUGAUUGAAGGUAAACACAAAAACAACUGUGUUGAUGAGAAACCCUCUGUUGCAGAUGAAAACUGAGACUGAUGCAGAAAAUGAGUUUGACCAAUCAGAAGAGGACUGGGACGAGGAUGUGGCUAAACAGGACAUGAGUGAACAAAGCCUUCUGAAAUACAAUAACGAUCCUACAGGCGCAGAAGGUGAUCCUGAUGAGAUGUUUACGGCAAUAAAGGAAGGCAAUGAGGAAAUCUUGACAAGGCUGGCUAAGCAACCAGGAGCCAUGUCCAUCGUAGAUGACAGAGGAUGGAUUCCACUGCAUGAAGCUGCAGUCCAGGAAUUUAAAAGUAUACUAGAGAUAGUAUUUUCAGCUUCCCCCCAGGGUGCAGAGCAGUGUCGGACUCUGAAGGGAGAAACGCCUCUGUUCCUGGCUGUAGUGUGCGGUCUUAGGGACAAUGCCACAUUCCUGCUACAGAACGGAAGCUGUCCAGACCUCCAGAACGAUGAUUUGGAAUCUCCUCUCGUGGCAGCUAUUGUAAAUGACCAAUAUGACUGUGCCUCACUCCUGCUUCGCUACCAUGCCAAGGUGGACCAAACAGGAGAUCUGGAGCGUACUGCCCUUCAUGAGGCCUCCCUCCUGGGUCUGGAGAAUUUUGUUCACCUGCUCUUACAGGCCGGAGCCGACCCGAAUGCAUAUGACAUUGACCAGAUGACCCCCUUGGCACUGGCUGCAGAGACGGGCCACCUGAAUGUGGUGGAGGUGCUGCUACAGAAAGGGGCCAAAGUUCAGCCUAAGACAGAGGGCUCCUUGCUGUUUGAGGCAGUUGCGUCAGGAAAUCCUGACAUCACCUGUCAGAUGCUGGCCUACGGGGCAGACCCCAACGUGCCCAACCACAAUGAGUACCUACCCAUCCACUGUGCAGCGUAUCAUGGACACCUGUUGGUGUUGGAGCAGUUGAUCUCAGUGACAACAAUGGAGGCUGUAAAGAAGAGUGGUAUGAGCCCUCUCCACUCUGCAGCAGCCGGGGGACAGACCCAGUGCCUGGAAGUCCUUCUAGAUGCAGGCUACGACCCCAACUUUAUGUUGCACCCACGGGUGCGAAGUAAAUACGAUGACGACCGCAGAUCGGCUCUUUACUUCGCCGUGUGGAACAACGACGUCCAGUCAACCCGUCUGCUGCUGGAAGCCGAGGCAAUGGUCAACCAAGACCCUGUUAACUGUCUCCAGGUGGCACUGCGGCUGGGCAACUAUGAGCUUAUAAACACUCUUCUGAGGUACGGCGCCAACGCAAACUACUACACCCGCAACAGCACAACACACUUCCCACCAGCACUGCAGUACGUGCUGAAAGAUGAGGUCAUGCUGAGGAUGCUCCUAAACCACGGCUACGACGUGCAGCGCUGCUUUGAGUGUCCAUACGGAGACAGUUCCCAUGACUACGCACCCUGGACGACUUCGCUCACCAAAGACAUGGUGUUCUGUGAGGUGAUAACUGUCAAGUGGUUGAAAAAUUACUCGGCCCAGGUGGUCCGCAUCAUGCUGGACUACGCAGACCACGUCACACUCUGCGUCAAAUUGAAGGAAUGCCUGAAAACGCAGAAACAGUGGCCUGAUAUAUGCCAUAUCCAAGAGAACGUGCGCAGCCUCCAGCACCUGUGUCGACUCCGUAUCCGGGACAACUUGAAACGCCUGCGCCUGCGAUCCCCAGUGUUCAUCAGCUAUUUGCCUCUACCCCCCCGGCUCAAGGACUACCUCCGUUACAGGGAGUAUGAUGUUUACAGCAGGGGCAGCCCUGACUGA